This is a messenger RNA of Temnothorax curvispinosus, 791 nucleotides long. RefSeq names its product tRNA-splicing endonuclease subunit Sen15-like. The transcript is spliced from 4 exons. Lineage: Eukaryota; Metazoa; Arthropoda; Insecta; Hymenoptera; Formicidae. Gene Ontology annotation, molecular function: nucleic acid binding. The record is from RefSeq and is a predicted model, not a curated record. Gene Ontology annotation, biological process: tRNA splicing, via endonucleolytic cleavage and ligation. Bases 179 to 736 code for a protein of 185 amino acids.
UGGCGGCCCAGGCCGUAGGCCGUGGAGUCGUGGAGCAGCGUCGCGGAGCGAGUUGAAACCGUCGGCGAACACAUGUGCCAGUUCCCACUGACAUUCUGACAUUCGCCCCCCCAAGUUACGAUGACAAUAUAGUUUCGCGACGGAAAACGGGGCGAAUUCCAUUCCUGCGCGCGAAAAGAUGUACGACAUAUGCCAUCCCAGCUAUUAUCAUCUGUGCAAACUCGGCUGUAAUGACCCGAUAAAAACGAGCACCGCUUUUUACGUCUACAUCGAGAUAUGCGAAGUGAAGCGAUACUGGGACGUCAAGUACAAGUACAACGAAGAACUUGACGUCAUCUAUUUCGAGGUGAAGAAAAGGGAGCACUCUCGGUUGGAGAUCUACGUGCCUUGGCCAACCAAGUAUAACAUCUGUCUUGAAAAGAUUGAGGAGAUGCAACAGUUACUGCAAAAUGAACGAUUGACAUUUGUAUUUAAAUCUGAAGAUAGCAGCAGUGUUUUCUACACGGUAAGCGCUGGCCUCUCAAAGCCAGCGGCACCAGAAGCGAGCAAACGACAAAAGGAAAAAGCGGAAAAGAUACUUAAUUUGGAAAGUGAAAUCCGGAGAAACACUCCAAACUUGUAUGAAUUAGCAAAGACUUUAGGUACUACUCGUGAGAUUAACGAUCAAAAUUGUAAUCCUGGCUUGAAUAUUACUACAGAAUCUUCAAAUAUUGAUUCCAGUUUGGAUAUAUUAUGAUACUUUUCUUCUAUUUAAUAUAUAAUUUUGAUGUAAUAUAUGUCUGCUGUUUGUA